Cotesia glomerata is the source of this 1828-nucleotide messenger RNA. RefSeq lists its product as uncharacterized. The transcript is spliced from 3 exons. NCBI's taxonomy places the organism in Eukaryota, Metazoa, Arthropoda, Insecta, Hymenoptera, Braconidae. The record is from RefSeq and is a predicted model, not a curated record. Bases 149 to 1813 code for a protein of 554 amino acids.
UAAUUACUUAUCCCUUAAGGCCAUGAUAAACAUUUACGGACCCGAUCCUUAGUUAUCAUUCACGUUCCGGUGCUUCAAUACUAAUUACAGUGUCUAAAGUAAAGUACCGAGAUUUUUUUUAGUAAAUCGAAAAUUAUUAUUUACCACGAUGUUGUUCUAUUUAUUUGUGAUUUUAUUCGCCAGUGCUCUUGUUCAGGCAGCGCCAACAGAAUCAACGAUAACGGAUUUGAAAGGAGUAAUUGAAGAGAUGACCACAUUGAGACCAUCGACUGUUAACGAAACAACAUCAAUUAAAUCAACAGAUGGUUCAAUUAGUACUGUAACGCCAGAAACAACUAAAAAUUCACCGAUUACAGAAAUUAAAAUAAGUAGUACUACAACACCAACUACAAAUGAUGAAAUUAGUACUUUGACACCAGAAACAACUACUGAAUCAUUCUUCGUGUCAACAACACCAAAUGAAUUGACUAAAGAUAGUACAACUACUACUUUGACACCUAAAAUAACUACAGAAUCAUUUAUUGCUUCAACGACACCAAUCGAAUCGACUACAGAUAGUACAACUACUACUUUGAUACCUGAAAUGAUUACAGAUGCACCAAGUACAGAAACUGAAAUAAGUAUUACUACAACACCAAGUACAAAUGAUGAAAUUAGUACUUUGACACCAGAAACAACUACUAAAUCAUUCUUCGUGUCAACAACACCAAAUGAAUUGACUAAAGAUAGUACAACUACUACUUUGACACCUAAAAUAACUACAGAAUCAUUUAUUGCUUCAACGACACCAAUCGAAUCGACUACAGAUAAUAGUGCAACUACUACUUUGAUACCUGAAAUGAUUACAGAUGCACCAACUACAGAAACUGAAAUAAGUAUUACUAUAACACCAACUACAAAUGAUGAAAUUAGUACUUUGACACCAGAAACAACUACUGAAUCGUUCUUCGUGUCAACAACACCAAUCGAAUCGACUACAGAUAGUACAACUACUACUUUCAUACCUGAAAUGAUUACAGAUACACCAACUACAGAAACUAAAAUAAGUAUUACUACAAUAUCAAGUAAAAAUGAUGAAAUUAGUAGUUUAACACCAGAAACAACUGCUGAAUCAUUCUUCGUGUCAACAACACCAAAUGAAUUGAUUGAAGAUAGUACAACUACUACUUUGACACCUGAAAUAACUACAGAAUCAUUUAUUGCUUCAACGACACCAUUCGAAUCAAUUACAGAUGGUGUAUUUAGUACUUUAACGCCAGAAUCAUUCCCUGCUCUAACAACACCAAUUGAAUCAACUACAGGUGCACCAAUUUCAGCAUUUGAGGCUAUUAAUACAACACUGAACCCAGCUACUAUUGGUGUAAUCAGUACUUCAACAGCAGAAACUCCAACUACUGAAGAAACCGCAGAACAAAACAAUCAAAGUACAGAUACUGCUCACAUUUUUCACACCAGUCAGUUUGUUCUGAAACACGAAACACCGGAAUAUUGCAAUUGGUACCAAAUUAAUUGCCACAAUCGUCUCAAUAAUCAAAGUUUAUGUACAUACUCAUUGGUGGGAGAUUGUAAUAACUUUAAAGCUUAUCAAAUUUUGCCUAUUAAACAAUUGAUUCGACCGUUUAUAUAUAUUCCAUAUACAUUUAAUUACCAGUAUGUUCACAAGGAACAACGUUCCUACGGAUGUAAUUUAUAUCGAGUUAAAUGCCAGCAUUACUAUUUUAUUAAUGUAACAACUGAACACUGUUAUCAUGAAUACGUCAGUGAAUGCUCUAAUUAUCGAAUGAUUCAUGUCAUUAAUUCUUCAUUCUAUUAAAUGAAAAUUAUAAAA